Messenger RNA from Cantharellus anzutake, 1597 nucleotides. RefSeq lists its product as uncharacterized. Lineage: Eukaryota; Fungi; Basidiomycota; Agaricomycetes; Cantharellales; Hydnaceae. Bases 455 to 1432 code for a protein of 325 amino acids. The record is from RefSeq and is a predicted model, not a curated record. The transcript has 4 exons.
UUUCAUUCUUAAUCGCACUCAUCUUCCAGUUCUAAGGGGCCUGAUACUGGUUCUCUCCACUGACCGGGGCACCUGCUAACCCACUCCCGCAAUAGAUAAGCCAGGUCAUCAUCUGUCCCAAUUACUUAACCACCUUGCCAGGCCACCGAGCGUGAUGGAAUUCGCCAUAGAUAUAGCAUCAGAAAGCCGCGUGAAUGCAACUGAUACCCCUAUCCACCUUCUAUAUUUGUACAACUUAGGCCCCGUGGCUCUGAAGCAUUAGCGCUCACACGUGUGUUGCGUGCCCAAAGCUCUCUCUCCUCCAUCAGUUUGUUCGUUAUCGACCAUGUCGUUGCGACGAAAGGCUGAAGCCCUCAGGCAAACAAUCGAUGAUCUUCUCGUAGCGGGAGGUGACAUCGCGGUUCCAAUCCUCACAGUCGUCAAUGCUACAGCCAAUUGAUGUCUCCCCCUGAAGAUGGCGACUGGCGGUGCACUCUUUAUCCUCGAUGAGGUCAAGAAGUUCAAGGAGAACGAGAAGGAAUGGGCUGAUUUUGGUCAAUACAUAGUAGAUAUGGUGGCCGAGGUGAUUUCAGCCAUAGAAUCAUAUGACACGUCAGCAGAGGAGGCAAAGCCGUGGGUAGAAAGCGCUAAAAAGCUUGACGACGCGCUACAGAAGAUUAAGUCGAAAAUCGAACAAAGACUCAAAAAAAUAGAGAAACGACCGACUUUCGUAAAUGCAUUGUCCUACUUGAAAGACCCAGGAAGGAUCAGUGGCCUAAAGAAAGAUUUUGACAAAACUUUGGUAUCGUUUCAGGUCAGGACGAACUUGAUAACUGGUGCCAAGUUAGCGGCCAUAGAACGUCGCCUACAUGAUGACAGAAUUCUCGAUAGUCUCCGAGAUCCUUCUAUUGUCCACGAAAAUCCAACCCAAGCAUGCCUAGAAGGCACUAGGGUUGAUCUGAUUGAGCAUAUCAUGACGUGGUGUCGCAACACUGGGGAUAGCGAGAACCGGCUAAUGCUGUUGACUGCUGUGGCCGGUGCCGGCAAGACUUCGAUUGCACUCACGAUAGCAGAACGAUGUGCCAGUGAAGGGGACAUUACCCUGUUAUUGCACUUCUUCUUUAAAGCGGGUGAACGGUCACGGCCUGAUUUUCUAUUCAGCGGCAUAGCUCGAGCCUUGGCAGACCAUGACCCCGUUUACCGCACUUUCAUUACCUCUGCUCUGCGAAAUGACCCUAGUCUCCCAACAGCUUCAUUCGCGACGCAAUUCGAGAAAUUGGUCACUCCGCCUCUGCUCCAUAAACCUCCGCCUUCCAACCGACCUAUGAUCAUCAUCAUCGAGGCUUUGGAUGAAUGUGACAAAGGAAUGUUCGAGUCUCUUGCCGGAAUUCUUGGGGAUGAAGUGCCCAGGCUACCAUCUUCCGUCAAAUUCUUCAUCACAUCACCCUAUUGAUCGUCUCACUAUUGAUCUCUUGGAUGAGGCAAAUGUGCGGGACUGUGUUAGAUUCAUACGCUUCCAGCUCCAAAAGCUAAGGAAGUUACAUUGGGAUUUACAGCAUAGUCUUCAGGAUGAGGACAAAAUGGUACAGGAGAUCUCGAAACGAGCAAACGGCUUGUU